Messenger RNA from Nycticebus coucang (slow loris), 1756 nucleotides. RefSeq names its product small nuclear ribonucleoprotein G-like. Gene Ontology annotation, biological process: mRNA splicing, via spliceosome; spliceosomal snRNP assembly. The transcript has a single exon. The record is from RefSeq and is a predicted model, not a curated record. Lineage: Eukaryota; Metazoa; Chordata; Mammalia; Primates; Lorisidae. Gene Ontology annotation, molecular function: RNA binding. The coding region runs from base 859 to 1089 and encodes 76 amino acids. Gene Ontology annotation, cellular component: catalytic step 2 spliceosome; U5 snRNP; U2-type prespliceosome.
ACGAAAAAAGGAAAGUAUGCAAGUAAUUUAUUUUCAGGCCUAAUAGCUCUGAGCUAAAAAAAGCCUAGCAUAACAAUUUCAACUCCAUGUUCUCUUCCAUACUAGAUAAUGAGAAAUAAGACUCUGAAGUAAAAGAAGGCACCAAGAUUUUAAAAUAAUUCUACAUAUUCAUUAGAAAAUAAACACCAGAUAUCUGGGAAACAGUAUCAUCAUGAAGUGCUCAGUCAAGCCCUAAAGGCUACCUGGGUACAGCUGCAGUGUGCACAGACAGGGCGUGGGCCUCUUUAUCCCAAGUGGGCCAGGGCCUAAGGCCAGUCAUCUCUGGCCUUGAGCAAGCUCACAUAGGCCAGGAUACUUUAUAAUAUUAUUUUCUCCAGGUGUGCAGUUGGGAAACUUAGAGAACAGUUAACAGUGAGGGCAAGUGAGUGCUUCCAAUUCCUUAACACUUCUGAACUUCUUUUAAGUCAUUUAACUUAUUUAUGUGUAUCUUUUUCAUUGCCUAUGUAAAAUUGCAAAUUCAAGUAUCAUAUUCAAGAGCUUCACAUUCUUUAGUGUACUUGCUUAGUCUUGCAAAGUAUAUUUAUAAGUUGUUUUGUACUAAAAAGGAUUUCAGAGACAAAGACCUGCAUGGUGGCAGGUGUCUGGGUGAGGAUGGUGCCCAGCAGAGAUAGGCUGAGAACUAGAAUGGAUUGGGACCAUGGAGUGCUACAAAGUAGGCUGUAUCUUAAUCAGACAGACCAAUCAUCUAACAAAUAGUUAGGAAACAUGUAUUGUAUGCUGGACCUUGUUCUAGGUACGAGAGAUAAAUUGGUAAAUAAGAUUGGGAGACAGGAUCCUUGAGCUGGUGGAGUUAAUAUCAUGAGCAAAGCUCACCCUCCCGAACUGAAAAAAUUUAUGGACAAGAAGUUAUCAUUGAAAUUAAAUGGUGGCAGACAUGUCCAAGGAAUAUUGUGGGGGUUUGAUCCCUUUAUGAAUCUUGUGAUAGAUGAAUGUGUGGAGAUGGCAACUAGUGGGCAACAAAACAAUAUUGGAAUGGUGGUAAUACGAGGAAAUAGUAUCAUCAUGUUAGAAGCUUUGGAACGAGUAUGAAUAAUGGCUGUUCUGUGGAGAAAUCCAUGUCCCUUCUCCAAUGAGCCUGUUUUACUAUGAUACCAAAAUCGAGUCUUGUACAUUUUCAUAUUCAACUUUUUGUUAAAUAAACUUUUCUAAUAGUCAAAAAAAAAGAUUGGGAGACAGGUAAGCAAGCAAGCCAACAAGUUAACAAGAUCAUUUCAGACAGCACAAAGUGUCAUGGAAACAAAGAAACAGGCAAUAUCCUGAGAGGAUAACAACACAGACCAUCUUAGAAGUGUGGUCUGGAAAGACCUUGCUAAAGAGGCACCGUCUGGGCUGAGGACUGAAUGGGGGAUGAAAGCCUGAGGGUCUGGGAGCACAGGGAACAACCAGUGCAAAGCCCGUCAGGCAAGGGAGAGCUCUGAGGCUUGAGGAAUAGGGAAGACCCAGUCUCUGUGUCCUGAGCAGAGGGAGGACAGCCAGGAGGUGAUGCUGAAGGAAGCAAGAGCCAGUCCUUGUUCCCUUUUGUCAUUCCCCAACCUCUACUAUUUUUUUUUUUUUUGAAACAGAGCCUCAAGUUGUCGCCCUGGGUAGAGUGCCAUGGCGUCACAGCUCACAGCAACCUCCAACUCCUGGGCUUAAGCAAUUCUCUUGCCUCAGCCUCCCAAGUAGCUGGGACUACAGGCACCCGCCACAAUGCCCA